UGCCACUCCAGUCCUCACACUAGGUACUACCUGCAUACCUGAUAUUGACAGCAGCACGAGAGCCACGACACCAAUAACGGAACAGAGAAGCCCACCCACCAUAUAAAGCAACACAACCACCAUGUCGUCCGACUCACUCGCCGUCUUCCGAAAAGGCUUCGGACCUGACCUCAACGAGCUCGCAGAAAAGCACAUGCAACACGAUCUCACCUCCUCCGACCGCGACGCCCUCAAAAACGCCGCCUCCACCGUCUCCCUCCACGCCACGCUCGGAUCCGCCCUCGGCAUCGCCCUCAGCGUACUCCUGGCCUACCGCAUCCGCAGUGGUCGCAAAGCAAUGUUCCGCACAUUCCGCACCGCAGAGAAACCCUCGGCCGUGCGUUUCGCCGACGGAAGAGAGGAGGUGUUGCCGGAUUUGACGCCGUUGCUGCGGCCCAGUCGCGCGGGCGAUGUGGCGACGUUUGGCUUCUUGGGGCUGGGAGGGCUAUUUGUGGGGGGCGAGUUGGGCUUGUUGUCGGGGAGUUUGCAGGCGAGAAGGUCGAUUAAUCAGGAUGGCGAGAGUCGGGAGAGGAUUCGGAAUGCGUUUUUGAGGUUUCAGGCGGAUGCGUUGCGGAAAGAGGCGGAGGCGUUGGAGAAGAAUGUGACGAGUGGGGGAAUGGGUGGGAUCUGGAAAUGAAUUGAUGAAGGACAAGAUGCUGAAGGGGGUUGAUGUUGAGGGGGAGGAGGAGGUGGAGGUGGAGGUGGAGGAGGAGUAGGAGGAGUAGGAGGAGGAGGAGGAGGAGGAGGAGGAGGAGGAGAAGGAGAAGGAGAAGGAGAAGGAGGGAAUGGGUGAUAUGUCCUGCUCACCAGUUCAGGCAUAUGUGUCACGUAAGAUGGGUUCCUGAGAUAUUUGGAGAUUCGAAGAACCUUGGCUCCAGCGUCUAUCUAUUGAGUCGAUCAGCCGCUCGCAAUCACCACUUAGCACCAUAGAUGACAGAAUAUAGUCCACCUAAAA
Messenger RNA from Sphaerulina musiva SO2202, 994 nucleotides. RefSeq lists its product as uncharacterized. The transcript has 2 exons. Lineage: Eukaryota; Fungi; Ascomycota; Dothideomycetes; Mycosphaerellales; Mycosphaerellaceae. Bases 122 to 676 code for a protein of 184 amino acids. The record is from RefSeq and is a predicted model, not a curated record.